Molecule: messenger RNA, 1458 nt
Organism: Penicillium pulvis
Lineage: Eukaryota; Fungi; Ascomycota; Eurotiomycetes; Eurotiales; Aspergillaceae
Exons: 1
Coding region: 1-1458 (485 amino acids)
Source: RefSeq, a predicted model, not a curated record
AUGAAGAUCACACUCCCGACCUUGUUGGGGUUUGCGGCGACAGCUGCAUCUGCCAAUCUCCAUAUUCAAACCUCUAGCGGUACUAUUCAAGGAGGUGUGAACAGCACAUAUCCUCAUGUCCGCCAAUUCCUGGGAGUUCCUUUCGCCCAGCCUCCCGUUGGAGAGCGUCGCUGGCUUCCUCCCCAGUCGCUCUCGCCAAGUGCCACCACGAAGCAUAUCGAUGCGACCACAAUGCCCCCUGCCUGUCCGCAAAUCACAACCGGCACUGUAUUCGCGGAAUAUGAACCGGAAAUCAUUAUCGCUGGUGGUAUGAGUGAGGAUUGUUUGACUUUGAGCGUCUGGGCCCCAAACAACAGCAAGACCGACUUGCCCGUUAUCAUUUGGUUCUACGGUGGUGAAUGGAAAUCUGGCGGAACAGACGUGCCUGCAUGGUAUCCAAGUCCCUGGAUUGAGCGCUCCCAGGAGCACAUUUUGGUUGCUGUUCAGUAUCGUGUGAACGUAUUCGGUUUCCCUGCUUCGAGGGCCCUUGACGAGCAGAACUUGGGUAUUAUGGACCAACGUGCCGGCAUUGAAUGGGUGCAAAAGAAUAUCGCUCAAUUCGGAGGCAAUCCCGAGCGGAUGAUCCUCUGGGGUCAGAGUGCAGGCGCAGGCAGUGUUGAUAUCCAGAACUUUGCUUACCCUGACGACCCUAUUGUCCAAGGAUUUGCCGCCAAUUCUGGUUCAGUUUUCCUCACAAUUCAUUCACGUUCGACAGAUACUGCGGGAACGAACUUCUCGUCUGUUGCCUCAUACUUUGGCUGCUCAGGUUCGGCUCAGCACGAGCUGAACUGCUUGCGCAAGGUUCCGGCAUCCAAUAUCACCGCUUAUCUUGGUACCACAGAUGGCUCUGACCUGACAUUUGCUCCUUUCAUUGAUGAUCGAUUGGUCUUCAAUAACUAUACCGAGCGUUAUCUGGGCAAACACCUCUCCAACAAGCCUGCCAUGUUCGGUUCUAACCUCGACGAGGGUACUCUGUGGUAUGAUGCUACCGAUAGUGCCGGAGCUAAGGCAAUGACCCUAUCUACCUUUGAAUGUCCUGUCCCGUACUCGACCGCCCUCCGAGAUUCUCUUGGUUUGACUACCUACCGCUACCAGUACCGUGGUAAUUUCACCAACAUUUCGCCAGAGUCCGGGCUAGGUGCUUACCACACAGCGGAGCUGCCGCUCAUUUUUGGCACUUCCAGCAUCUACGGCCCCGACACUCACUUUGAGAAGGUUGCCAGCGCUAAGAUGCAAGAUUUGUGGUUGGCUUUUGCGAAGGAUCCCAAGAGCGGACUGUCUAAGCAAGGUUGGCCUAAGUCGACGAGUGGAGAAGUCUUGCUAUUGGCCGAUACUGCCAAUCAGAAGGUCUCUGCUCUGGUAGCGGACAGUGUCAUUGAUGAUGCUUGCACCAGCUAUUAUUCGGCAUACUUGGUUUAA